CCUGCUCACAGGGGCUUUGCCUAGCCCCUCUCUGGAGCUGAGCGCCCAGCCUGGCUUGGCCCCCUCACGGUGCCCUGUGUCUCCUGGUAAUGGUGCCCUGUCUCUGCCCACAGGAUGCUGCCACUCGCAGACCAGGUGCUGGAGCUGCUCAGCCUAGAGCAGACCCUGCUCUGCACUUAUGCCAUCUCUGCCCUGCUCCUGGCUGCGCUGGCACUGCUCCUCCACCUGCUCCUGCAGCUCCUGGGCUUCUUCCACCGAUACUAUGUGAACUGCCAGCGUUUGCGCUGCUUCCCCGAGCCCCAGCGCCGCAACUGGCUGCUGGGCCACCUGGGCAUGGUGCAGAGCACAGAGGAGGGGUUGCAGAGCUUUGAGGAGCUGGUCAGGCACUACAGCCACUCCUGCCUCUGGUGGCUUGGGCCCUGGCGCCCCAUUGUGAGGCUCUUCCACCCAGAGGCCAUUAAGCCCGUGUUGCAGGCAUCAGUUGCCGUUGUCCCCAAGGAUCCCCUGUUUUAUGGGUUCCUAAAGCCCUGGCUGGGGGAGGGUCUGUUGCUGAGCAAUGGGCAGAGGUGGGGAUGGCACCGGCAUAUGCUGACACCGGCCUUUCACUUCAACAUCCUGAAGCCCUACGUGAAGAUCUUCAACCAGAGCACCAACAUCAUGCAUGCCAAGUGGCGGCGACUGGUGUUAUCAGGCUCCCCCUCCCUGGAUAUAUUUGAGCAACUGGGCCUUAUGACCCUGGACAGCCUGCAGAAAUGCAUCUUCAGCCACCACAGUGACUGCCAGGAGUGAGUGAGCUCCAUGCCUGCAGCUUCCCUGUAGCCCUGGGAUGGCCCUGGAAGGGGUGGGGCUGGGGGGCAUCUCACUUCCAGGAUGCUGUGUAUCUGCUGCUUGAGCCAGAACUCCCUCCUCUGAGCCUGCCCCCACCUUGGAUUGCCCUGGGAACAC
Messenger RNA from Gavialis gangeticus (Gharial), 945 nucleotides. Its product is annotated as cytochrome P450 4F22-like. The record is from RefSeq and is a predicted model, not a curated record. The coding region runs from base 115 to 789 and encodes 224 amino acids. The transcript is spliced from 5 exons. NCBI's taxonomy places the organism in Eukaryota, Metazoa, Chordata, Crocodylia, Gavialidae. Gene Ontology annotation, molecular function: monooxygenase activity; oxidoreductase activity, acting on paired donors, with incorporation or reduction of molecular oxygen; heme binding.